Messenger RNA from Diaporthe citri, 240 nucleotides. RefSeq lists its product as uncharacterized. Bases 1 to 240 code for a protein of 79 amino acids. The transcript is spliced from 2 exons. Lineage: Eukaryota; Fungi; Ascomycota; Sordariomycetes; Diaporthales; Diaporthaceae. The record is from RefSeq and is a predicted model, not a curated record.
AUGGGUCCUGGUCAACAGAUUCCAACAAGCUCCGUGACAGCGGACCUCAACAACGUGGUCGGUGCGCCAUGUUCGGAGAAGAUCGGUCGAGCCCCACCCGAGAUUAGCGCUCCUGUCCCAAACCGUCGAGUUGAAACUCAAAUAUCCGGGGCAGCUACGGACGGCAAUUACAAAAAGCUGGGGAAGCAAUUUGGACAUACGUCGCCGAGAGCAAACCAUGCACCCUUGUUGGACGACUAG